UUCCCGCCGGCCGGAAGUGUGCGAGAGGUGGAGGGACAGGCUGGAGUGGUUGCGGGCGCCUGCUUCCGGCUAUUAAGAGGACGUUGCUCGGCUGCGAAAGCUUUCUCCUGGUCGACACUUUAAGCCCUGGGCUAUUUCUAAGGCAUUUAUUCUUUCACCUCACCUUCUGCUGUGACGACAUGAGCAACAAAGAAGGAUCAGGAGGGUUCAGGAAAAGGAAGCAUGACAAUUUCCCACAUAACAGAAGAGAAGGGAAGGAUGUUAAUUCAUCUUCACCAGUGAUGUUGGCCUUCAAAUCAUUUCAGCAGGAACUUGAUGCAAGGCAUGAUAAAUAUGAAAGGCUUGUGAAACUUAGCCGGGAUAUAACUGUGGAAAGUAAAAGGACAAUUUUUCUCCUUCAUCGAAUUACAAGUGCACCUGAUAUGGAAGAAAUACUGGCUGAAUCAGAAAUUAAAUUGGAUGGUGUCAGACAAAAGAUAUUGCAAGUAGCUCAAGAACUUUCAGGAGAAGACAUAAAUCAAUUCCAUAGAGCCAUUACUACAGGAUUACAAGAAUAUGUGGAAGCUGUCUCUUUUCAACACUUUAUCAAAACACGGUCAUUAAUUAGUAUGGAUGAAAUUAACAAACAAUUGAUAUUUACAACAGAAGACAAUGGGAAAGAAAAUAAGACUCCCUCAUCUGAUGCACAGGAUAAGCAACUUGGUACUUGGAGUCUGAAAAUAACACCUGUUGAUUACCUUCUGGGAGUGGCUGAUUUAACUGGAGAGUUGAUGCGGAUGUGUAUUAACAGCGUGGGAAAUGGGGACAUCGACACCCCUUUUGAAGUGAGCCAGUUUUUACGUCAGGUGUAUGAUGGAUUUUCAUUCAUUGGCAACACUGGACCUUAUGAGGUUUCCAAGAAGCUAUAUACCUUGAAGCAAAGUUUGGCAAAAGUAGAGAAUGCUUGUUAUGCCUUGAAAGUCAGAGGUUCAGAAAUUCCAAAACAUAUGCUGGCAGAUGUAUUUUCAGUUAAAACAGAAAUAAUUGAUCAAGAAGAAGGUAUUUCUUAAAAUGCUACUCAGCUGUUAUUCUCUUGAGAAUUUCUGAGACCUAUUUGUAAGACUGUUGUUUAGUUUUUAUUUGGCUUUAUUGUGGAUUUUACAUAGAAAUGUUUUCAGUUGUACUUGUUUUAAGUUGUAUACAAGCUGUACAUAAAAUUGUCAAAAUGAAUGAUUUCUUAUAUCUUACUCUUAAAAAUUUGCAUAGAAAUUUUGCAUAUAUGCCUAUUUGAAUUUUGGCAGGUUAAACUUUAUCUUUGUAAUGUGAACAUGCUUCAGAGUGCACUUUUUGCCAUAAUUUACUUUGUGUAUUUUGGAGUGGCAAUAUUUAGUGGAAGCUAUUUUUAACUUAAGUUGGUAAUUUUAUUAUAUAUAGAAAAGAUCUCUUAUACAUCUGAAUUUGAGCUUCCUUUUUAAAAAAACACUUGGAAAUAUUGUGCUAAGCCACCAAAUAGGCUUAUUUCAUAGAAUAAGAAUGAAAAAUUAUUAUACCUUAAUUUAUUAGAUAUUAUAGUGAGAAUUUAUAUAUCUUGGCUAAUUUUUGUUUAUUUUAAAUCCAUGUGAAACAGCCUUCUAGAAAAAUUGAUAUCCAUACAUUAGACUUUACAUUUUAUCCUUUAUCACAGAAAAACUGAAUUGGAGCUGAUGUUAUAAUUGUAAUGUUUUUCACUAAUGUGUGAGUUGAAUUAUAUACAACUGAAAAGCUCUUUUAGUAGUGAUUAUUUAGUGAUUUUGUUGUUGUCAUACAUUAGGCAUGUUUGGAAGCUUUCCUAUUCUAGUAUCUAGUAUACAAAAUGAGAUUUAAAUGAUUACAAUGAAGUUUUGAACCACUAAUUUAAUCAAAAUCCUUACAGUUGUCUAAUUGUGUUGAUAGUAUAAAAUAUUGCCAGUGAAAAAUUUGUCAUGUAUAAUUAAGCAAUAUGACAAUUUUCAACAUGGAAAUAAUGGUAGCCUCAUGUAGUAGUUUCAGUCAGAAUAUGUCAACUGAAAUUAGUUCUAUAUUAUUCCCUGUUAUGUUAAAUUGACCUGAGCAUGACACAUUAUUGGCUGACAAGACAUUUCCAUUUGUUUUGAGAGUUUUGAAAACUUAUAUACUGAAUUUUAUUUUUUGGAAUGAUUAGCAGUUCUGUUUAUAAGAGAUGAUUCUUUGAAAGUGUAAUUUAAAAAAUCAACUAGGGGAAAAUAAAACAUAGACAUGCCUAAUAAAUUAGGUUUAUUUUGA
Molecule: messenger RNA, 2259 nt
Organism: Erinaceus europaeus (western European hedgehog)
Lineage: Eukaryota; Metazoa; Chordata; Mammalia; Eulipotyphla; Erinaceidae
Gene: TSNAX
Product: translin associated factor X
Exons: 6
Coding region: 180-1049 (289 amino acids)
Cellular component (GO): nucleus; cytoplasm
Molecular function (GO): RNA binding; sequence-specific DNA binding; RNA endonuclease activity
Source: RefSeq, a predicted model, not a curated record